Phragmites australis (common reed) is the source of this 498-nucleotide messenger RNA. RefSeq lists its product as uncharacterized. NCBI's taxonomy places the organism in Eukaryota, Viridiplantae, Streptophyta, Magnoliopsida, Poales, Poaceae. The record is from RefSeq and is a predicted model, not a curated record. The coding region runs from base 1 to 498 and encodes 165 amino acids. The transcript has a single exon.
AUGGUCAACAUGGGGCUUCUUCUUGUCACAAGCUCAAUACAUGAAGAGCUACUAGAAUGGGCUGGCAUGGUGAACUGCAAGCCCAUCAACACUCCAGUCGACACCAAGGCAAAACUCUCUAGCUCAGCUGGCGCCAAGUUCCAUGACCCGAUAUUCUACUGCAGCUUGGAUGGGGCACUCCAGUACCUGAUGAUGAUGCACACGAACAUCACGUACAUCGUGCAACAUGUUUGCCUGCACAUGCACAACCCGCAUGAUUGUCACAUGGUACUGAUCAAGCACAUACUCCGCUACGUUCGUGGCACCACCGACCUCGGCAUUCACAUCCACGGCUCGCCAUCAACGGACAUCGUCGCAUACUCCGAUACGGAUUGCGCGUUGUGCCCAGGCACACGCCGUUCUACACUGAGCUACUUCAUGUACAUUGGUGGCAUCCUAGUCUCGUUGUCGUCCAAGAGGCAACCCACUGUCUCUUGGUCGAGCGUACAAGCCGAAUAA